This is a messenger RNA of Bubalus bubalis (water buffalo), 1771 nucleotides long. RefSeq names its product guided entry of tail-anchored proteins factor 4 (gene GET4). Lineage: Eukaryota; Metazoa; Chordata; Mammalia; Artiodactyla; Bovidae. The transcript has 9 exons. Gene Ontology annotation, biological process: protein insertion into ER membrane. The record is from RefSeq and is a predicted model, not a curated record. Bases 16 to 1233 code for a protein of 405 amino acids. Gene Ontology annotation, molecular function: protein binding. Gene Ontology annotation, cellular component: BAT3 complex; cytosol.
GCGGACGGACGGCGCAUGCGGCGCCUCGGCCGCCGCCAUUGUGGCCCCGCCCCGCCCCGCGGCGUCGCCCGCGGCCCCCCGUCGUCCUCGCGCCCCGCCCCGCGAUCACGUGCCCGCCCGCGCCCCGCCUCCCCGGCAGCGCGCGGCUCCUCGCGGGCCACCGUAGAGGGCAUCCGGAGGCCGCCGGGACGGAAGCCGAGAGGCGCUGCCGACCGCGCCUGCGACAGCGUCAGCCCUGCGCGGAGCGCCGGCCCGAUGGCGGCGGCGGCGAUGGCCGAGCAGGAGAGCGCCCGGAACGGCGCCCGCAACCGCGGCGGCGUCCAGCGCGUGGAAGGCAAGCUGCGGGCCAGCGUCGAGAAGGGCGACUACUACGAGGCGCACCAGAUGUACCGGACCCUCUUCUUCAGGUACAUGGCCCAGAGCAAGCACGCUGAGGCCCGCGAACUCAUGUGCUCCGGAGCCCUGCUGUUCUUCAGCCACGGCCAGCAAAACAGCGCCGCUGACCUGUCCAUGCUCGUCCUGGAGUCGCUGGAGAAGGCAGAGGUCGAGGUGGCCGACGAGCUGCUGGAAAGUCUGGCCAAGCUGUUCAGCCUGAUGGACCCCAACUCCCCGGAGCGAGUGGCGUUCGUGUCCCGAGCCCUCAAGUGGUCCAGCGGCGGGUCAGGGAAGCUGGGCCACCCCCGGCUCCACCAGCUGCUGGCCCUCACCCUGUGGAAAGAACAGAACUACUGCGAGUCGCGGUACCACUUCCUGCACUCGAGCGACGGCGAGGGCUGCGCCAACAUGCUGGUGGAGUACUCCACGGCCCGCGGCUUCCGCAGCGAGGUGGACAUGUUCGUGGCCCAGGCCGUCCUCCAGUUUCUCUGUUUAAAAAACAAAAGCAGCGCCUCAGUGGUGUUCACGACGUACACACAGAAGCACCCGUCCAUUGAGAGCGGGCCUCCUUUCGUGCAGCCCCUGCUCAACUUCAUCUGGUUUCUGCUGCUGGCCGUAGAUGGGGGGAAGCUCACAGUGUUCACCGUGCUGUGUGAGCAGUACCAGCCGUCCCUGCGCCGGGACCCCAUGUACAACGAGUACCUCGACAGGAUAGGACAGCUCUUCUUUGGCGUGCCGCCCAAGCAGACGUCAUCCUACGGAGGCUUGCUAGGGAACCUCCUGAGCAGCCUCAUGGGCUCCUCGGAGCAGGAGGGCGAGGACAGCCAGGACGACAGCAGCCCCAUCGAGCUCGACUGACGCCCGCGGAGCCGCAGACUCGGGGCCGGGGCGCGCGGGGGCCCGGGCCAGGCCGUGUACCUUGAUGACCCCAAUAAAGCGCAGGCCCUGCGGCGCCUCCUCCCGGCCCUCGUGUCUGGUUUGCUUUGGGAGGGCUCGGCGGGGCGGGGGGCCCAGCCACCGUGUCCUGGGGACAGCGGGGCGGCCGAGCGCCCGGCCACCAGAGUGGCUCUCGUCAGGAGGCUGCGGGACCCCCAGCUUCGUGGGGCGGCGUUACCAUCGGCCGGUGAUGGAGGCCGUGACCUGACGGCUCGGGUUUAUGCAGGUGAGCGGCCCGGGACGAGCAGGCCUGUGCCUCACCGACGCUGCACCAGAUGCCCGGGACGGUUACAAAAGGGGAAACACUUUAUUUUUUCACAAUUAUAAUAAGAGUUGUAGAUUAAUACCCGGUGAUCAUGCAUGGGAAGGAACGCAGUACACAAUUUUAUUUACUGUAAAAAUGGAAUUUAAAGGAAGGUUUGUGUUCAUUGUUGAGUUUAAAUAAAUCCUUUAUACUGGG